GUCAGUCAACUGUCAGCUUGCCAAUGCCACUUUUUGUCUUUCAAAAUAUUAACAUGGCGCUUAAUCUUACUGUAAAAGUUCACCCCGUUGUUUUAUUUCAAAUUGUAGAUGCAUACGAGCGUCGAAAUGCAGAUUCACAUCGCGUUAUCGGCACACUACUGGGCACGUCGGACAAGGGGGUGGUGGAGGUGACCAACUGCUUCUGCGUGCCGCACAAGGAGCACGCCGACCAGGUGGAGGCGGAGCUCAACUACGCCAUGGACGUGUACGAGCUGAACAGGCGGGUCAACGCUUCUGAGAACAUUGUUGGCUGGUGGGCGACGGGUAACGAGGUGACGAACCACUCGUCUGUUAUCCACGAGUACUACUCGCGCGAGUGCCGCGAGCCCGUGCACGUGACGCUGGACACGUCGCUGGCCGGCGCGCGCAUGGGGCUGCGCGCGUACGUGUGCGUGGCGCUGGGCGUGCCGCGCGGCAAGCAGGGCUGCAUGUUCACCCCGGUUGAUGUGGGCCUCACCUACUACGAGCCUGAGAUAGUGGGCCUGCAGCUGUGCCAGAAGACGAUGGGUCCGGGCGGGCGCUCCCGGCAAGUGCAGCCCAUGGUGGACCUGGCGCAGGUCGCCGAGGCCGCCUCCAAGCUCUCCACUGUCCUGGACCAGGUGGUGCAGUACGUGGAGGAGGUGCUGGCGGAGCGCGCGGCGCCCAACGACGGCGUGGGGCGCGAGCUGCUGGAGCUGGUGACGGCGCUGCCCGACAUGGCCGCGGACACCUUCAACGACGCCUUCAACUCCGGCGUCAAGGACCUGCUCAUGGUGGUGACGCUGGCGCAGCUCAUCAAGACGCAGCUGCAGCUCAACGAGAAGCUCACGCUGCUCACGUCGCAGUAGCCGCACACCGCCCACAACGCGCACCGCCCACAACGCGCCGCCCGGCGGACUCACACGCGAUUAGUUUAAGCUCUAAACUACAAUAAACUAUGUUUACUAUCA
Molecule: messenger RNA, 989 nt
Organism: Maniola jurtina (meadow brown)
Lineage: Eukaryota; Metazoa; Arthropoda; Insecta; Lepidoptera; Nymphalidae
Gene: eIF3f1
Product: eukaryotic translation initiation factor 3 subunit F
Exons: 6
Coding region: 24-887 (287 amino acids)
Biological process (GO): translational initiation
Cellular component (GO): eukaryotic translation initiation factor 3 complex, eIF3m
Molecular function (GO): metallopeptidase activity; translation initiation factor activity; translation initiation factor binding
Source: RefSeq, a predicted model, not a curated record